ACCUUCAUUAACAUUACAUGACUUGAUAAAGCUGUUUACAAAUCGUUGUUUUUUACUUAAACUGUAUUUUAGGUUGUUCGUUGUAUUUUUAAAUAAAAAAAAAUUAUAAUUGAAACGGUUCUCGAGGUAAGAGAGGUAAUAACAACGUUUGGGUUAAGAAGAUGAACGAGGAACACGUCGUGAGUUUCACUGUACUCGGUGUGGAGACGAAUAUAGCUUGUAUCGCGGUCGAGGACGACACACUCCAAGCCCUCCUGUCUAAAGGUGAGCUCGAUUGCUGCCUGGUGAAGAGGAUCCUCGUCGUCGACGCGAAGCAGCUCCUGACCGCCGCCCACCGGGCCCUCGCCGCCAAGAACUCCGGCACUCUCAUAACGAGGAACGUCUACUCGGAAUUGCUGUACAACCUAUCACCGUCGAAGAACAUCACGCAAAGCCUGAGGACUUUCGGGGCCGAACCGUCGGACAGGGAGAUGGUGUUGGUCAGGUUCGGUCCGAAGGCGGACCUCAUGCGUUCUGCCCUGGCAUGGCCAGUUGCAUCGAGACCGUUCCUCCCCCAGGCAUCUGUGUCAAAGAUCAAGGAAGUAUACGGAAUCAAAGAAACUGAAGCAUUGUCAACAUCUCUGCUCGAUUCUAUACUAACAAGGAUUGCCGUUAAAUGUGUCAUUUAAUUUCAGUACUUUAAACAACAAUCAGUUUUUUAUUGUUAUUAUAUAAAUGUAUUUAUAAUCUUUGAUGACCUUUCAAUUUUUUUAUAAUAUAACCUAAAUGUUUACUUUCAGGUA
Messenger RNA from Cimex lectularius (bed bug), 782 nucleotides. Its product is annotated as EKC/KEOPS complex subunit TPRKB-like. Gene Ontology annotation, cellular component: nucleus; EKC/KEOPS complex; cytosol. Gene Ontology annotation, biological process: telomere maintenance via recombination; tRNA threonylcarbamoyladenosine modification. The transcript has a single exon. NCBI's taxonomy places the organism in Eukaryota, Metazoa, Arthropoda, Insecta, Hemiptera, Cimicidae. The coding region runs from base 162 to 668 and encodes 168 amino acids. The record is from RefSeq and is a predicted model, not a curated record.